This is a messenger RNA of Cheilinus undulatus (humphead wrasse), 3520 nucleotides long. It is a transcript of the gene nhlh2, whose product is annotated as nescient helix loop helix 2. Gene Ontology annotation, molecular function: DNA-binding transcription factor activity, RNA polymerase II-specific; RNA polymerase II cis-regulatory region sequence-specific DNA binding; protein dimerization activity. Bases 538 to 909 code for a protein of 123 amino acids. The transcript has 3 exons. NCBI's taxonomy places the organism in Eukaryota, Metazoa, Chordata, Actinopteri, Labriformes, Labridae. Gene Ontology annotation, biological process: regulation of transcription by RNA polymerase II. The record is from RefSeq and is a predicted model, not a curated record.
UUGAACCCGUCAUACGCUGUUUAGAGUUGCUUAUUGGUUUAGACAGGUGUCAAUCAAGAGGGAAAAAAAAAGCAGCUCACUUGACCUAUCAGGUGCAGAGGGGCGGGAUUACAGAGUAACGGAGCAAGACACAAACUAAAGAGAAACGCAUUAACACAGUCUGUUAAGUUAAAUAAUAUUUACUGAAUUUUAUAUAAAUUUAAUAUAAUUAAAUAUACUUUAUUUUGUUUCUAUGCAAGGAAGUGGAAUGUUGGAAUUCUAUUUUGUCGAUAAAGCGAGCUAAUGCUAACUAGCUCAGGCAGUCGCUAGCAUAGAGAGAGGACUGUUUACACCGGAGAACUCUUAUUUCUGCUCUGGAAUGUGCUUGGACCGGGUUGACGGUGCUGUGAAGAGCCGGUCGGACGGUUUGGACUUUGCUGCCGGAGCGUUUCUGUACACCAAACGGAACAGUUCGUGCCCUGUCUGACCGUUAACAACGCCUGAGAGUCAACGGAACUCUUUCAAAGGAGGAGUGACCGCAAACAGCCGAGAAUAAAGAUGAUGCUUAGCCCGGACCAAGCCGAGGCGGACCUCUCAUGGACUCAAUCCGACCCGGAGUCGCUCCUAAACGGCCUCAAGUCCGCCGGCUGCGGCUCGGACGAACCUGCGGAGGGGGAGGACAGGGCCAAAUGUAAAGCCGACCAGCCCCUGAGCCGGGAGGAGAAGAGGAGGAGGAGGAGGGCCACGGCCAAGUACCGCUCGGCCCACGCCACCAGAGAGAGGAUCCGGGUGGAGGCGUUCAACGUGGCCUUCGCUGAGCUGAGGAAAUUACUGCCCACGUUGCCCCCGGACAAGAAACUCUCCAAGAUCGAGAUCCUCAGACUGGCUAUAUGCUACAUCUCCUAUCUCAAUCAUGUGUUGGAUGUCUAAAGGUGACCCCCCCCUCACUAUGAGACAUAAGGUUGGGUUGCUAAAUUGGACUCAAGCGGAUGCUGGGGCGUCAAUUAGGUAUGGCAAUGUUGGCAUAAGUACGGGGAUUUAUAACUCUGACAGUUUACCCGAUAUUUUUAACACUACAAGGCCGAUAUUUUGUACAAAAAAGUCACUCUCUUUAAAUCUUUGGCUGCGAAAAUCAAGAAUUUAUCAUUUUUUUCCUUAAAACUGCACCCACAACAAAAAUAAAAGCAACAUAAAUAGUUUUUAAAGAUAAACUAAUCCUAGAUAAGAUGUUUUCAAUCUGUCUGAAAUUUGCAGCUGAAAAAAAGUCACAUUUUUCAACCUUAAGAAUAUUUUUAAAAUUAAAAUAAGGCUAUAAAAUUUUAUUUAAUCCCAAAUUUGUUUCUUCAUAGCUCACUUUAGCCAUAAAAAACGAGUAACUGUAUUCUUUUAAACUGCUGCCACCAGUUUCCUAGACUUGUUAUGAAUCGUGAAACUGAUAUGGAAUAAAAGCAUCCUAAUUUAAACGAAUUUAUAAAUGGAGGCCAGAAAUGUUUUAUUUUUUUCAUCUAACAUAUCAUGAAGAGUCAGGCACUUUCUUUAAAUUUCUAGCCAAAAACUGAGCCACAAAAGAUAUUUUUUAACACUGCACUCACAACUCUCUUCAGUUUUUGUGACAAAUCGUGAGAAACACUACAAAAUAAAACUAACUCGGUUUUUUCCCCCCUAUAAAUGAAGACUAGAAAAAUUACAAUUCCGUCUGAAUUUGUUUUUCCAAAGCAGAAUUCAGGCGUUAAUAUCAGCUAAAAAAGCACCAUGACAUUUUUCUGAGAACUGCACACAGAAGUUGUGUAGUUUGUAAGAGAUGUUAUGAACCGUGAAUUAACCACAAAUAAAACAACUCGAAUAUUUUCUACAUAAACGGAAGCCACAUGCUAAAAAGUGAGCCCAAAUUUCACGCUAAAUUGCUGAUAUGUCAGCUUUGUAAGCUAACACCGAUCUACAGAACACCUCUUUUGUGAGCUACAUUACAAAAUAAAUACCUGCUGAAUUUUAUAAUCAUAUUUGAGGCUGGAAAACCCACAUUUAAUCUGUAAUUUGUUUCUUUAAAGCUCCUGUUAGUGACUAACGGCUGUUUUAUCGGCUCAGUUCUUUAAUAUCGAUCAAAGUAACACCAAGCUAUGACGUCAGAGACGUUAUUUCAGGAAAUGUCGGCUUUUAUUUCCGCCCGUUAAACUUUCAAAAUAAAUUACAUUAAGCUAUCUUUCCAACCAAAAGAGCCCUUAACUCCCCGAAGGUUGCCGGGACUUUGCCAUACCUUCAAGCUGACCGAGUUGACCCCUCUUACCAGCACGAGCCCAGCGUUGCUUAAUAAAAGAUGGCAGUGGUGUUAUAAAAGUUUUUGCUCCCGUGAAAGUUGUCAACUUUCAGUCCAGACCGCUCACUGAACAAAAGCAACAAGCGCUGAGUCGUUUGAGCUGUUAGAUGCAAUAAUGAGAAUAAUGAUCAUUUCCCAGUGAGGAAGCCCCCCGGAGGCAUUCACGUUUCCCCUCAGCAGUGAUGGAGACCAAGAAAAGCCGAAAUUUCACGUUAAAACACCCAUUAAUGACAUUCCUACUGAAUGUCAUAAAUAUAUCAGAGUCUCCUCUUCCCGCUGUGUCAAUUUGAUGUCGAAUAAACAAACACUGGGGCAUUUUUAAAGCGGAAAUGGAAGGAUGUAAACGAGAUAGCUGCUUUAGAUCUAGUUUUAGACGAUGUUUUCCGUAAUGGAAGAAAAAAAAAAGAUUCAAUGCGUAAGUGCCACUUAUGACAUAUAAAAUUGUGACCUUAAUCAUUUUUUAAAAGUGUAUUGAAUUAUUUAUUUAAUUGUGUUAAUAUUUAAGGCUUAUUUAUUUAUGUUGAUAUCAUAGGCUGGCGUCUUUUUUGUAUAAAUGUAUAUUGUUUGUUGCUUCUAUAUUUUAGGCUGUGAAAUUGAACUCUGAAAGUGAUGGUGUUCUACUCUUUAAAAAUGGCACUUUCUGUUAAUCCAUAGCAUUCGUUUGAUGUAUGUUUGAUGUAUGUCAUAUUUUGUUUUUAAUGUCUAUUGUCAUCAAUAGCAACGAUAAGCACUUCAAAAUGGGGUUAAAUGGCCUCAUAGAUGUUUAUUUCCCUUAAUUGUUGUGUUAAGAGGUUGCUCAAUGAUAACGAAUUGGGCUGUCAAAUUAAAAAAAAAAAACUGUUUCACUGACGGAAAAAAUGUACUAAUGAUGAUGUUGAACGAUUUGUACCACAAAGGGGUUAUUACACAAUUCAGAAGCAAGCCUCUUUUUUUGCUGUGACCAAAAAAAGAAAAUAGCCUAAUGCUAAUAAUAAUUUCGAAAAAUAGCCUGAAUUUAUUCUUUUUAAUGUUUUUUGUUUGGAUAAAUUAGUUUGAAUUAUUUGUCUCUGCUUUGUAUUACAAAAUUCAAUAAGUAAUUUUAUAGUGAAGAAGAAAAAAAACAACAUAUCCUCUAUCCAAAGAUUUUUUGUCUCUUCAGGGUUGUGUAGGCUACUUGUUGCUUUAUGCAGAUCUUUUGUAGUAGAGGUAUUGUGUGACAGCUGGUUUCUAAUGGACAAACUUUUCAUA